AUCGCAGCUGCUAUAGAUCGCUGGCGCAAAUAAUGUAGCCGUAGCGCAAUUAUUGCCACCAGCCCGGGGAAGACAAGAUAGAGUCGCACUUGCUACCAGCGCAAAUGACCUUUUGGACAGAGGACAAUCAGCUUCCAUGUUUCAGCUUAUGUUGACCUUCGAUGGUAGAGAGGCAAGCACGGCUGCAAGGAGGGUGAAACCAGAAUGGCGAUCGGCCAGCUUGAAAUGAAACCACGAGAGCUACCGGCGGUUGUAAGAGAACCAGGGGAGAAGCAGCAGCAGCAGCAGCAGCAGCAGCAGAUGAUGGAUAGAAGGAUGGGACGAAAGCCAUUCACAGAGGGGUCCCAACAAGGUCCGAGACUGGGAACAUACCAAGGAAUGCCGCAAGAGAACUGUUGCCUCUUUAUUUGAAAGAUGUUGUCAGUGAUAGGCGUAAAGGAUUGUUAUUGAUAAACGUCAACGGGAAGCAACAACGGCGACAUGGAUAGAAA
Molecule: messenger RNA, 491 nt
Organism: Aspergillus piperis CBS 112811
Lineage: Eukaryota; Fungi; Ascomycota; Eurotiomycetes; Eurotiales; Aspergillaceae
Exons: 1
Coding region: 205-411 (68 amino acids)
Source: RefSeq, a predicted model, not a curated record